UGAAUACCGGCUUCAGCCGGUACAAACUCCGCCGAGCUUCAGACUCAGAGACAGCGAGAGGAAACAGAGACAGAGAGCUGGCAGAUAACACUCAGUCUAGUUAUAAUAUCAGUAUUUAUAAAUUGUUAAUGUAGUCAGACAUAAACUAGAAAACGAUAUAUUUGAACAGGGUCAUUUUCCAAAUACCACUGGCGCUCUCCUCAGAAGUGACUGCGGAUGCUCCGGAGCAGGAACGAUGUUCUCCAGUUAACACACUUCAACUAAGCCAGCUAAAGCUAGCUCUACUGGGCUUUGUUUUCUUUCAAUAUCCCGAGUGUCCCCCAGUCUCUUCAACGUUUCGAAACGUCAGUGUCCAUCAUGACAGGAAUAAUGUCUGCCCUGAAGGGCUGCACAAGCCCCAAUGUGUACGAUGAGGUGCCUGAUGGAGGCUGGGGCUGGAUGGUGGCUGCCGCCUUCUUCUUCGUGGAGGUUUUUACCUAUGGCAUUAUCAAGAUUUUUGGGAUCUUCCUCCAGGACCUCAUGACAGACUUUAAUGAAACCAACAGCAGAGUGUCUUGGGUUGUCUCCAUCUGUGUCUUUGUCAUGGCCUUCACAGCUCCUCUUUCUACGUUGAUGAGUAACCGCUUUGGCUAUCAGCCUGUCGUCAUGCUUGGUUGUCUGCUGAUCAGCCUGGGUACAAUCACAACAGCCUUCACCAACUCCAUCAUUGAGAUGUACAUUACCAUGGGUAUCGUUGCAGGCCUGGGUUACUGCCUUACCUUCCUGCCUACAGUUACCAUCCUGACCCAGUACUUCAGCAAGCGCCGUUCCCUCGUCACUUCCAUAGCCUCCACAGGAGAAUGCUUCUCCCUACUAGCACUUGCUCCAGCUAUGAAUGCACUGAAGGAGCAUAUGGGCUGGCGCAACUGCUUGAUCAUGAUUGGGGUUAUGCAGGCCUCAAUUAUCGUCUGUGGGGCUCUGCUAAAGCCAGUAGUCAUUAAACCCAAACCCACUGCCUCAGAGGGUUCCACAUCCCCCCUUAAAGAACCUGAAUCCAAAUAUGACCAGGAGAAUGAAUUCACACGUACCUCUUUCGGCUCUGUGGACUCAGGGGUCCAAUCCGUCACCUCUUCCCAGAUCAACCUGUCCGAGGGCCAGGAAUCUACAGAACAGAACUCUGCAGAGAAAAAAGCACUUAAGGAAAAGGAGGAAGAAGAAAACCGUGAAAACAAGCAACCAGUGCUGCCUGAAACCCCACUCAAACAGGAACGAGUAGACUCGAGCGCCUCUAGGCCCAAGUUGUUGGACUUCUCCGUGCUUAGAGAUGCCAGCUUCAACUGCUACGCACUGUUUGGCCUGUUCGCCAGUCUGGGCUUCUUCGCUCCGCAGCUCUACGUCAUUGAGCUGAGCGUGAGCCGAGGAGUGUCACGUGACAGCGCCACCUACAUGCUCUCGGCCAUGGCUGUGGCUGAGAUUCUAGGUCGUCUGUCCAUGGGUUGGGUUCUCAAUCGCAGGCCCAUCCGCAAAAUCUACAUUCUGCUGAUUUGCACGGUGCUGCUCUGUCCAGUGCUGGUCAUCUUCACUUUUGUCACUGAAUUCUGGGGGCUCAUGUCCUGCUCCUGUUUCUAUGGCUUUCUGCUGGGCACCGUGGCCUCCAGUCACAUCCCAAUGCUGGCUGAAGAUGACGUGAUCGGCAUUCAGAGAAUGUCAUCGGCUGUUGGCGUCUAUGUCUGUAUCCAGAGCUUUGCAGGACUGGCUGGUCCACCUUUAGGAGGUUUUCUGGUAGACAGGACUGACAAUUACGGGUCAGCCUUUUACUCCUGCGCGGCUGGGAUGGGAGUCGGUGCUCUGUUUCUUGGGCUGGUGCGUCCAGCCAAAUCCGGCCUUUGCCUUUGGAGGAGGAGAAAUGACCAGCAAACAACAGACAGAGACUCCAGCUCACAGGGUAGUGAUUAUGGCCCUGCUGACUUUGUAGAAAUGGACAUGGAGCUUGACAACGGUCCUGCAAAGAGCAAACCGUGGCCAGUAUGAAUACCACCUCACCUCAAGAGUAAACACACUUAUCCUCCACUUGAAUGAUCAUCCCAAAGGCUGCCAUACACAAACCCAGUGCCAACAGGGUAAAAUAGUCACAAAUCUAACUUUAAGGCAAUUAAAGAAGAGUUUAAUCACUGUUCAUUGCACUUUUGCUGACCACCCAAUCAUAAUCCCAAAAACACGUUUACAUUCCUUGUAUCAUUAUUUAUUGAAAGGAAACAAGAAUUUUGAGGUUCCUUUCCUGUCAUAUUGUGUGCUACGUACUAGUCUCCACAGACAGACACACUUUUAGAGAGGACAAGAAUUAAACCCAUUAGGCAUUCAGUUCUAUACCUCUCAUUUACCAAAGUCUUAGUGUGAAAUGCAAUUUCACUCUUUAUUUCAUAAUUAUGUUGUCCACAAACCAUCAUACCACUUUUAGUUCUGGCUUUAACGUCUAAAAAAAUGAAACCUCAGGCUGUUUUGCUGCUGAGAGUGAGGCCAUGAUGCAAAUGUAUAUUGCAUUAGGUUGCAUAAGCCUCAUUCAGAGAUGAAGGUGAGACGGGUACAGAGCUGUCUAGUGUUUCAGGGUUAUAUGUCAUUUGCUUACCUAUAGAUAACGGGUCUGUGUUCAAUGGUUUAAUAUUUAACUAGUAUUGCUAUUGUAAAUGGAAAGUAAGAUGGCAACAUCUCAGCUUAGAUGUUAAUGUAGUUCUGAUGACCACUUGGUCUUCCAUCAAGAGUAACCCAUCAUCAGUCAGAACAUGUUGAAUGAGGGAUGAGUUAUGCUGACCAAACGUCAAAGGCUUCUGUCCUCUCAAUUUCUGCUCAGAUAUGUAGGCUGCCUAGAAACACAUUCAAGAGUUUCUCAUGAAAAAUUAUGGCUAUAGAAUGUAAUGUUAUCGCCAUAAUUUGGAGUGCGCCGUCUGUGCCUUGUCAGAGAAUUCUGCGGAAUUACGCAGAGCUUGUGACUUCAAACGGGAAGCUAAAAGGGGCAUUCACAUAGCACCAGACGCACUGUUUCCAAGUACGUUUUU
This is a messenger RNA of Sinocyclocheilus anshuiensis, 3032 nucleotides long. Its product is annotated as monocarboxylate transporter 7-like. The record is from RefSeq and is a predicted model, not a curated record. Gene Ontology annotation, biological process: transmembrane transport; monocarboxylic acid transport. The transcript has 6 exons. Gene Ontology annotation, molecular function: monocarboxylic acid transmembrane transporter activity. The coding region runs from base 358 to 2010 and encodes 550 amino acids. Lineage: Eukaryota; Metazoa; Chordata; Actinopteri; Cypriniformes; Cyprinidae.